CCACAAGCACCUCAGGAACAUCAAGUAAUCCUACAAGUACUUCAGGAACAUCAGGUAACCCUGCAAGUACUUCAGGAACAUCAAACAACCCCACAAGUGCUUCAGGAACAUCAGGUGACCCUACAAGUACCUCAGGAACAUCAAGUAGCCCCUCAAGUACUUCAGGAACAUCAAACAACCCCACAAGUUCUUCAGGAACAUCAAGUAGCCCCACAAGUACUUUGGGAACAUCAGGUUACACCAUAG
Messenger RNA from Dictyostelium purpureum, 246 nucleotides. RefSeq lists its product as uncharacterized. The transcript has a single exon. Lineage: Eukaryota; Evosea; Eumycetozoa; Dictyosteliales; Dictyosteliaceae. The record is from RefSeq and is a predicted model, not a curated record. The annotation marks the transcript as partial.